This is a messenger RNA of Thunnus maccoyii (southern bluefin tuna), 872 nucleotides long. It is a transcript of the gene pomca, whose product is annotated as proopiomelanocortin a. Gene Ontology annotation, molecular function: neuropeptide hormone activity. Gene Ontology annotation, biological process: neuropeptide signaling pathway. The coding region runs from base 1 to 669 and encodes 222 amino acids. The record is from RefSeq and is a predicted model, not a curated record. Gene Ontology annotation, cellular component: extracellular region. Lineage: Eukaryota; Metazoa; Chordata; Actinopteri; Scombriformes; Scombridae. The transcript is spliced from 2 exons.
AUGUGUCCUGUGUGGUUAUUGGUGGCUGUGGUGGUUGUGGGCGGGUCCAGAGGAGCUGUCAGUCAGUGCUGGGAGCAUCCGAGCUGUCAAGAGCUGAACUCUGACAGCAGCAUGAUGGAGUGUAUCCAGCUCUGUCACUCUGAUCUCACCGCCGAGAAGCCCGUCAUCCCCGGAAACGCCCACCUGCAACCUCCCCCUCUGCCAGACCCCUCCUCUUCCUCCUCCUUCAUCCUCCCUUCCUCCUCCUCCUCCUCCUCUCCUCAAUCCAAGCGCUCCUACUCAAUGGAGCACUUUCGCUGGGGGAAGCCCGUUGGCCGAAAGCGCCGCCCCGUCAAAGUCUACACCUCUAACGGCGUGGAGGAGGAAUCAGCCGAGGUUUUCCCCGGAGAGAUGAGGAGGCGGGAGCUGGCCAAUGAGUUGCUGGCAGCAGCAGCAGCAGCAGAGGAGGAGGAGAAGGCUCAGGAGGUGAUGGCGGAGGAGGAGGAGGAGCAGAAGCAGCUCCUCCAGGAGAAGAAAGAUGGUUCCUACAAGAUGAAGCACUUUCGCUGGAGCGGCCCGCCGGCGAGCAAACGCUACGGCGGCUUCAUGAAGAGCUGGGACGAACGCAGCCAGAGACCGCUGCUCACACUCUUCAAAAAUGUCAUCAACAAAGAUGGACAGCAGCAAUAGUGAGAGAGCAAGGGAGGAGAGGAGGAGACAGGAGGAGAGAUAAGACAGAGCAGAGGUAGAAGAAGUAGAAAACUUUUUACACAGCUAAUCAGCAGGCAGCAAAGAGUUCCCAUUGGCCAGAGAAGCUUGUUAGCAGACAACUUAGUGACCAAUAAAAAGCUCUGAAACUGCCGUCUGUAACUGGAUCCUGAAUGACUGACAGA